Molecule: messenger RNA, 1854 nt
Organism: Thermothielavioides terrestris NRRL 8126
Lineage: Eukaryota; Fungi; Ascomycota; Sordariomycetes; Sordariales; Chaetomiaceae
Exons: 3
Coding region: 116-1762 (548 amino acids)
Biological process (GO): double-strand break repair; single strand break repair
Cellular component (GO): nucleus
Molecular function (GO): single-stranded DNA binding; double-stranded DNA binding; 3'-tyrosyl-DNA phosphodiesterase activity
Source: RefSeq, a predicted model, not a curated record
GCUCGCACUGUCAGGUUCAAGACAGCAGUGCUGAGAGGCAAAGUCGAUGAGACGAGACUGACAGCCAGCUCGAGUCAGAGAGGACAUCCUUCUCCUGCCGUCAUCUGGAAGAGGGAUGGACCGACAGAGCAAACGGCCGGCUUCAGCCGAUGGCAAUGGCGACGACGAGCCGGGUCGGAAGCCGACGCCUUCGUCCCUCACACACCCCAUCAGCCCUCCGACCAAGAAACGCCGACUGGCAACGGCAGUGGAGGAUGAGAAAGCCGCAGAGACACGACCGACACCAUCCCGGCUGUUCAGGUCGCCUUUCAAAUUGACCAAGAUUCGAGACCUGCCUCCAGAACUGAACAGGGACACGACCACGCUCAAGGACAUCCUGGGCGACCCCCUGAUCUCGGAGUGUUGGGAGUUCAAUUAUCUCCAUGACAUUGACUUCCUCAUGGCCGCGUUCGACCCGGAUGUCCGCGGUCUCGUCCAAGUCCACGUGGUGCACGGUUUCUGGAAGAGGGAGGACCCCAGCAGGCUGGAGCUGCAGGCGGCGGCAUCUCGCUACGAGAAUGUCACUCUCCACAAUGCCUACAUGCCUGAGAUGUUUGGCACCCAUCACUCCAAGAUGAUGAUCUUGCUCCGGCACGACGACACAGCCCAGAUCGUCAUCCACACGGCGAACAUGAUUGUCCGUGACUGGACCAACAUGACGCAAGCUGUCUGGCUCUCGCCGAGACUUCCUCUCAUCAAACCUGCACAGCAGGCCGUCAACCAAGCGGAGGCCAGGACCGGCAGCGGUGCCAAAUUCAAGAUGGACUUUCUGAACUACCUGCGUUCCUACGACACCCGGAAAAGCACCUGCAAGCCCAUCAUUGAGCAGUUGCUCAGAUAUGACUUCUCAGAAAUCAGGGCUUCCCUAAUAGCCAGCGUGCCUGGCAGGCACAAGUUCAGCGAGAACUCACCCACACGGUGGGGCUGGGCGGCCAUGGAGGAAGCCCUCAAAGCCGUCCCGGUUAGCCAGGCCAAGUCGGAAAUCGCGAUCCAAAUCUCCUCCAUCGCAACCUUAGGACCUACAGACAGCUGGCUCAAGGACACAUUCUUCCGUGCUCUCAGCCGCGGGCGAAGAGGCACAGGCCCGCCUUCAGCCCCGCCAGACUUCAAAGUUGUCUUCCCGACCCCGGACGAGAUCCGCAAGUCCCUCGACGGCUACGCCUCGGGCGGCUCGAUCCACACCAAGAUUCAGUCGCCGCAGCAGGUGAAGCAGCUGCAAUAUUUGAGACCCAUGCUCUGCCACUGGGCGAACGAUUCCCCUCAUGGUGUCGAGCUGGAAGCCGGCGCCGCGGUCCAGGAAGCAGGCAGGAAGCGCGCAGCGCCACACGUCAAGACCUACAUCCGCUACCGCGGCGACGGACCGCCCCACGGGCCCAUCACCAUCGACUGGGCGCUGCUGACGUCGGCCAACCUGUCCAAGCAGGCGUGGGGCGAGGCGGCCAACGCCAAGACGGGCGAGAUCCGCAUCUCGUCGUACGAAAUCGGCGUGCUGGUCUGGCCGGAGCUCUACGCGCCGGGCGCCACCAUGCAGGCGACGUUCCUGACGGACACGCUCGCGGAGGGGGAGCGGCGCGACGCCGCGGCGGCGGCGGCGACGGCGGUGCCGUUGCGCGUGCCGUAUAACCUGCCGCUGCAGCCGUACGGGAAGGGCGAGGUGCCGUGGGUCGCGACCGCGAGUUAUUCGGAGCGGGACUGGAUGGGGCAGGUGUGGAGGCAUGGGUGAGACGGUUCUGCGCAAGUGGCGCGUCCCUCUCUGGCAUGGGUGUGCUGCUCAUUUUGCAGCGAAGUGACAUCGCAUUUUAGGAGAUGCUUGCG